Molecule: messenger RNA, 2373 nt
Organism: Desarmillaria tabescens
Lineage: Eukaryota; Fungi; Basidiomycota; Agaricomycetes; Agaricales; Physalacriaceae
Product: SART-1 family-domain-containing protein
Exons: 10
Coding region: 1-2373 (790 amino acids)
Biological process (GO): maturation of 5S rRNA; mRNA cis splicing, via spliceosome
Cellular component (GO): U4/U6 x U5 tri-snRNP complex
Source: RefSeq, a predicted model, not a curated record
AUGUCCAUGGAGGAAAGCAUCAGCUUGGAGGAGACCAACAAGAUCCGUAUAUCUCUUGGUCUCAAGCCUCUGACUGACGACAAGGCUUCAAGUGACGACAAGGAAAAACAGGCAGAAGACAAUUAUGCGAAACAACGAGAGCGCGAGGCCAAGGAUCGCGAAACAAAGAAGAUUCAGGAUAGAAUAGCCAAGGUGAGAAAUCGACGGGAACUCAAUGCUUCCCUCAAAGGCUCGACGCUUGGUGAUGCAGAUGGCGAUACCGACGAUACUCUAAAAUGGAUCAAGAGGAGUAAGAAGAAGGAAAAGGAACUCGCCAAGAAGCGCCAGCAAGAAUUAGAGAACUUGGACCAGAUGUAUCAGGGAGAAGAAUACACUGAACGUGAUCUCGCUGGCCUUAAAGUUAGCCAUGACCUUGACGCCAUGGAAGAGGGUGAGGAUCGUAUACUCACGUUGAAGGAUAGUCGAAUUUUGGAUAAUGAAGAGGAUGAACUCCAGAACGUUGAAAUGGCGGAGGCAGAGGCCACUAAGAAGCGUAAUGAACUAAAGAUAAAGAAGCGUGAUUACACAGGAUACGACGACGAGGAAUUUGUGGGUGGGAAGCAGGGGAUGAAACGCUCUAUUCUGUCCAAGUACGACGAAGAACUUGAAGGUUCGCAAGAAAUGGGUUUCCGUCUAGGAAGCGCAGUGAAGUCAAAGAAGGCAGCGCAAGAAGAGGAGAAGCAUGCAGCGGCAGCGGCAGUUAACAAAGCAUUAUUGUCCAUAGACUACGACAAAAAUAUAGAAACUGGCGACUAUCUCAAAGAAGGUGAUGUAGGUUUCAAAAAACCGAAGACAAAGAAGAAACGAUCUUCCAGGCGUGCUCCAGCCGAGACUGAACUAGCUGAUGCUGACGAGAUGGAUGUCGAUCAGAAGCCUAUAAUUCCGCGUCCGCGUGACCUUGACAUGAAUUUUGUCGAUGAUGACGAGCUUCAGGCUGCAUUAGCACGCUCAAGAAGAACGAAACUUCGGAAAGCCACUAAGCUGUCUCCUGAAGAGUUGGCGAAGAAAAUCACCGCUCAACGAUCAAAGGAGGAGGAUGAAGACAUGGUUAUUGAUCGAACGGAAAACCGGGACGAUACGAAUCCUGAAGCGGCCUCUACGGAAGGUCUAACUUUUGACGAUACGUCAGAGUUCGUGCGCUCCGUUGGAAACAAUCCUAUUGUCGUGAAAAAGGAGCCCAAAGAAAUCAUACCUGCUACAGCAUCAUCGAGUCGUCAACAACGGUCUCUAUCAAGAGAUGUAUCUAUGGCGCCAGGAGACGAAGCUUUAGAGGAGUUGGAAGCUGGAGAAGUGGCCGUCAAGGAUGAGGACGACGACGAUUACGAUAUGGAUAUGUUGAACGCUAUCGAAGAUGUCCUGAAAACCACCGAAGCUGAGAGUGCAACCGUGGAUGACGGCGUUGGUGGUACUUCAUCCGAGCAAACCUUCAAUUCCGGCAUGGCAUCGACUCUGAACAUACUGCGGCAACAAGGCAUACUUUCUACUCCGAGUGCGGAUGCGAAGGAGCGAGAAAGGACACAGCUUCAGCGAGAUCUCUGGCUUGCCGAUCAGCGUCGUCGGGUUGCUCAGCGGGAGAUGGAAAGACUGCAGUCACGCGGAGGUAAUCGGGACCAAGCACAGCGAGAGUACGAGAAUCGUAUUCGGGAACAACAGGAAGCCCGCGAAAACCUGGAGUCAUUCAAGAACUACAAACCUGAUGUUAACAUCGUGUACUAUGACGAGUACGGACGUAGUCUCACACCCAAGGAAGCAUGGAAAGCGUUGUCUCACAAGUUCCAUGGAAAGGGUUCUGGGAAAAUGAAGACAGAGAAACGGUUGAAGAAGAUUGCAGAAGAACAAAAGAAGGCUGCGAUGGCUAGCGGAGACACUCCUUUGAGUAUGAAUAAGGCCUUUUUGCAGCGCCAAGAGAAGGCAGGUCAGGCUCAUUUUGUCCUCUCCGUGGGUAACAGAGGUGCCGUGCCGCAAGCUGCCGAUUUCAUCGAGACACAGCCUUUGUCGAAAGGCAAAACGGAGAAGACCAAGAAGAAGAAGGAAAGCAACAAGAAUGCCCAAGCCCAAGCCCAAGCCGCAGAUUCCGGUUUCAUUACCUUACCUGCACCUGCGGUGCAGAACCUGGCAAACGGGGGAGCUUUGGGAUCCGGCUUUUCUUCGAUUGGUAGUACGGGUUCUCCUACGCCCAAACCAGGUUUCUCUAGGAUCGGCUCUGCCGCUGAACCAUCUUCGAGGGAUGGGACACCUGGAGUCUCCGAGCGUUCGAAGGUUACGUUUGGGUUUGGGACGAAGAGGAAGGCAGAUGGUGAAGCUCAGGGCACUCCGCCUUCAAAACGUCGGUAA